CAGGAAGCCCCGCCGGGUGCCGCCUUUCUGAAGUCUCCAGACCGGACGGGAGGCUCAGGACACCUUUGGCGACCUUCCUUCCCCAGUAAGAGGCCUUUCUAGACACCAUGUGACCUGGGAGGUACCUCAGCCUUCAAGGGGUUCCUUUAUUGAGAAUCAAUGCCUGCUCCUAGGUAAUUGAUCACUGGAGACCCAGGGACACUCAAUUCAUCCUGGAGGGAAGAGUAAUCAUCAUGAAUAAUCAAAAAGCUGUACUUGCGCUCCUGCAAGAGUGCAAGCAAGUGCUGGACCACCUCUUGUUGGAGGCGCCAGAUGUGACAGCAGAGGACAAGAGCGAGGACAAGCGGUGCAGAGCUUCCCUCCCCAGCGAGUUAAGGACCCUGAUCCAGGAGGCAAAGGAAAUGAAGUGGCCCUUCGUGCCUGAGAAGUGGCAGUACAAACAAGCCCUGAGCACAGAGGACAAAAUCAACCUGCAGGAUGUGAUUGGCGCCAGGCUUCAGCAGUUACUGGAAUCCCUGCGAGCCUCCAUCGGCGCCCGGGACUGCGAGGCCGCCGCGGCUCUGCUCUUCGUGAUGGACCGGUUCCUGUACGGGCUCGACGCCUCCCAGGAGCUCCUGCAGGUCGCCAAGGGGCUCCAUAAGUUGCAGCCCGCCACGCCCAUCGCCCCGCAGGUGGUGAUCCGCCAGGCCCGCGUCUCGGUGAACUCAGGAAAACUUUUAAAAGCAGAGUAUAUCCUGAGCAGUCUGAUAAGCAACAAUGGAGCCACAGGUACCUGGCUGUAUAGAAAUGAAAGUGACAGGACUCUGGUGCAGUCAGUGUGUAUACAGAUCAGAGGGCAAAUUCUACAGAAGUUGGGCAUGUGGUAUGAAGCAGCAGAGUUGAUUUGGGCCUCAAUUAUUGGCUACUUGACACUCCCCCAUCCAGAUAAAAAGGGUAUUUCUACAUCACUGGGUAUACUGGCAGACAUCUUUGUUUCCAUGAGCAAAAUAGAUUAUGAAAAGUUUAAAAACAACCCACAGAUUGACUUGAGCUUGCUCAAGGAGUUUGACCACCAUUUGCUGUCAGCCGCAGAAGCCUGUAAGCUGGCAGCUGCCUUCAGUGCCUACACACCUCUGUUCGUGCUCACGGCUAUGAACAUCCGUGGCACAUGCUUACUGUCCUAUAGCAGUUCCAACGACUGUCCUCCAGAGAUGAAAACUCCUUAUCUGUGUGAGGCCAAAGAGGCUUUUGAGAUCGGCCUCCUGACCAGGGGAGCCGGCGAGCCCGUGGGCGGGAAGCAGGAGCUGCACAGCUUGCUGAAGGCGGCCUUCGGGCUCGCCACGGCGCAGCGCAGGCUCGGCGGGGACCCCGAGGCCGGCGCGGCCGCUCAGCUCUGCGCCCACGCUCUGCGGAAGCUCUACGCCUUCGGCUCGGCCCGCACUAGCCAGGGCAGAGAAGCGCUGGCGCAGGAAAUCAUGUCUGCUGUCCACCAGGUGAAGGAACGCUUGCAGGUUCAAAGCUUCCCCAAAUCAGAUGACAGGUCCUACGUUCCAGAGAGCUUCAAGGGCAGACUGGAUAAACCCAUCUCACGUGGGCAAGUGGACUUCCAGAAAAUCCUUGAAGCCUGUUCCCAGCACCAUAGUUCGGUGUGCGAGUUUUAUGAAAGCACGUGUAGCGACAACAAAGGUAAACAGAAAGGCACAAAAUCAAGACUCUGUAUCACCACUCUAAAAACAGAGACAAACACCAUGGAUACUGUGAGUACCACUCAAGAGAAACCAUGCUCCCGGGAGAGCAGGCUAGCUUCCUCCCACCUGGCUAAGAAGAGUCCGGAGGAGCCCGCGAGGAUGGGAGGGAGGAACUGGGUCCCUUCUGCUGCAUUUCGAGUUUCCCUGGAUCAGGAUGGAGAGACGGAGACUGAGCCGCCCAGCCACAGCAAUCUCACAGCAGAUGUUCCGAGUAAGUCUCUGAGUGACAGCCAGAGCUCCAGUAGUUGGAGCAAGUUCUCAGGGCUCAGUUCUUCUACAAGCUGGGAGGAAGUGAAUGGUCAUGUUGAAGAGAGGUCAGCCAGAGCUCACUGUAAUGGAGAGUAUCUGGUGGACACUCAGUGUUCAACUGCCUUGUCAGAGGAGCUGGAGAACAGCAAGGAAGGUCAUGGUAGCUCUCUCCAGGCAACCAAGGACCACAGCUUCGAGUCUUCCCAAAGUCAGUUGUACAGACACAUGCCCUUGCCAGCCACCCCUUCUCUUCACACAGCAACGGCUCACUUGGCUGCUGGUGCGGGACUGUUAGAAGGAGCUUGGGAAGCUACUGAGGAAGUCAAAGAUGGAAGACCUGGAAAUGAAUCAACUCAGUCCAGCUUCUCAUGUACUUUCGCUUCUUGGUCUUCACCUGGUUCUGGGAGGUUCAAAGACAUGGCCAAAUAUCCUUUAGCCCAAGAAGAAGACAAAUUUGAAAUAAUUGAUGAUUUUCUAGAAACCAGUUGUGUCGUUAAAGACUGUCAUGGGGGAAAGAAAGGGAAAGAUCUCCAGGAAAGAUUCACAGGCCCAGCACCUACAGAUAGUCCUUCCCGGACAGACCCAGAAGGAGAAACAGCAGAAGGCACAGAAGAUGAGCCCUCACACUCUCCUGUAGUCAUGGGAGACUCAGGGAGCACCAGUUCCAUGUUGGCAUGUAGAGCUUUCACUUAUCAAAGGCCUGUUCAAAAGCUUGACUCAGGAAAGACUAGCAGUUCCGUCCAAGACCAAGAUGUUGACUUUGAUGCCUCUACAGUAGAAAAACAAAGCCAACUGUCUGACAGCACACAUGUCUACUCCACUGGCAGAUAUGGCUGUCCUGGACCAGGUGCCCUAAAGCAGCUACCAAGUCACAGGGCCAAGGUGCCCAGUUCAUCCAUAAAUCCUGAUAAUCCCUUCCCUGGCCCCAGUGAGGAUUGCACCACAACAGAGGAAGGAAACGCAUCAGAAAGUAGGCUAAACUGCAGCCAGAACUCCAGCUCCUCCCCACUGUGGUGGCUGAGAUCGUCUGCAUUUUCCAGUGGUUCUUCUGAGGGGGAAAGCUCAUGGUCCCUUCUGAAUUCCAGAGGAAGUUCUUUCAUCUCAUUACCAGGAAAGACCAGGCAGGAGAUCCUUGAGGCUCGCACCCUAAAGCCUGAUGAUUUUGCAAAACUCUUGGCGGGAGUAAGACAUGACUGGCUACUUCAGAGGCUGGAGAAUACAGGAAUUUUUAAACCCACUCAACUCCAACAAGCCCACAAUGCCCUUUUGCUGAAAUAUUCCAAAAAGUCUGAGCUGUGGACAGCCCAGGAAACUAUUGUGUAUUUGGGGGACUACCUGAAGGUGAAGAAGAAAGGCAAGCAGAGGAAUGCAUUUUGGGUCCACUAUCUUCAUCAAGAGGAAACUCUGGGGAGAUAUGUUGGAAAAGAAUAUAAAGAGCAGAAGGGGCUCCGGCACCACUUCACUGAUGUGGAGCGGCAGAUGACUGCACAAUACUAUGUGACAGAGUUUAACAAGCGACUAUAUGAGCAAAAGAUUCCAACACAGAUCUUCUACAUCCCAUCCAGAAUAUUACUGAUUUUGGAAGGCAAGAUAAUAAAGGGAUGUAUCAGUGUGGAACCUUAUAUACUGGGAGAAUUUGUAAAGUUAUCAAAUAACACAAAAGUGGUCAAAACAGAAUACAAAGCCACAGAAUAUGGACUGGCUUAUGGCCACUUCUCUUAUGAGUUUUCUAAUCAUAGAGACAUUGUGGUUGAUUUACAAGGCUGGGUGACUGGUAAUGGAAAAGGGCUCAUCUACCUCACAGAUCCUCAGAUUCACUCUAUUGAUCAGAAAGGCAUCACUACUAAUUUUGGAAAGAAGGGGAUUUUUUACUUCUUCAAUAAUCAACAUGCAAGCUGUAAUGAGAUAUGUCAUCGUCUCUCUUUGACUAGACCUUUAAUUGAGACACCAAGUAAAACAGACCAUGGGUUGGCCAUAUGACAGACCUUCCUGCUCACCAAUGUCAGGAGUCCCCUCCUUCCAGGCUGUGACAACCUUAUACUCACCAGUGUCACUUUUUCCCACCUUCCAGGCACACAGAACAUGGAAUGAGCUGAUUCUGGGAGCUCAGGUGGCCAUAGGCUAAUUCUGGCCAAUGAUUUGUAAGAGGAAUUGACCAGUUUCAAUUUCAGUCUGUACUUGAUUGCCAGGACAGGAUCCUGCAGUGUCUCUUUCCCUCUGCCACAGUCCAAGAACAUGCCAGGAGGUGAAGUCACAAUGGUAAAGGGUUCCAACCAACUGACAAUGGAAGCAAAGCUCUGCUGAGAAAUAAACUUUUGUCUUUAAACUGCUGAGAUUUGGGAAAUUUUUUUGUCACUAACUA
This is a messenger RNA of Jaculus jaculus (lesser Egyptian jerboa), 4338 nucleotides long. RefSeq names its product alpha kinase 1 (gene Alpk1). Gene Ontology annotation, biological process: protein phosphorylation. The transcript is spliced from 14 exons. Bases 234 to 3956 code for a protein of 1240 amino acids. Lineage: Eukaryota; Metazoa; Chordata; Mammalia; Rodentia; Dipodidae. Gene Ontology annotation, molecular function: ATP binding; protein serine/threonine kinase activity. The record is from RefSeq and is a predicted model, not a curated record.